Molecule: messenger RNA, 1437 nt
Organism: Aspergillus thermomutatus
Lineage: Eukaryota; Fungi; Ascomycota; Eurotiomycetes; Eurotiales; Aspergillaceae
Product: FAD-dependent oxidoreductase
Exons: 4
Coding region: 1-1437 (478 amino acids)
Biological process (GO): secondary metabolite biosynthetic process
Molecular function (GO): monooxygenase activity; FAD binding
Source: RefSeq, a predicted model, not a curated record
AUGACUGUUUCAAGCUCAUCCGGUCCCGCAGGGGUCGCUCCGCCACAUUCCUCUGGUAUCAGGGUGAUCGUAGUUGGGCUUGGAAUUGGUGGUUUGGCCGCUGCUAUUGAGUGCCAUCGGAAAGGACAUACAGUUAGGGCUUUUGAUAAAAGACCGGUUCAUACACAGACAAAGGGGGACUUGCUUGGCCUCUCCACCAACUCGGCAAGAGUGGUCAGUAAAUGGGGCAAUGGUGCCAUUCACGAAAUACUCUACAACAUCAAAAACGGCACUGGCUCAACGCUGAUAUGUGACAAGUCUGGCAAACCAAUUGUGCCAGCUGACAUGACCGGUGUCCAGAAGAAUGAUGGGUAUUGGGUCCUGCGGUCAACAUUAGCAUCCGUUCUAUUUGAACAUGCGAAGAGCCUUGGGAUAGACUUGCACGUUGGCCCUGAGGCUGAAGUCUCAGACUACUGGGAAAGCGAAGAUGAAGCAGGAGUGAUUGUCAAUGGGAAACAGUACACUGCAGAUUGUGUGAUUUGCUGUGAUGGUAUCAACAGUAAAGGCAGGCAGUUAAUCCUGAAAGAAGACCCACCAUUUAUCCCCACUGCGGAGCAUGCUUUCAGAACCUCUUUUGCAACCAAGGAGCUAGCAAUGGAUUCUGAGGCAAAAUGGCUGCUUGAAGGCACUGAGGAAACUGACCUUGGAAAGAUUUUCAAAGGUCCAGGGUUGGAAAUUGGGUUUUCCUCCUUUGAAAAUGGCCGGGACUUUGUACUAGUGGCCAUGUACAAUGGCGAGAAUGCGAUCCAAAAGCUUGGAAAACUGCCGGACAAUCUGGAUGACGUGGGACACCUAAUGUCAGAUUGGCCAAUCCGAUCCAAGUUUGAGGCAGUGUUCAAGUAUGCACCCCAAGAGAAUACGCUUCAUCAUCCGCUGGCGAUGCGAGCACCCCUCAAGACUUGGGUCUCAUCAGGUGGGAGGAUGAUUGUGAUUGGUGAUGCUGCGCAUGCCUUACUUCCUAUCCUCGGCCAGGGAGGUAGUCAGGCUAUUGAGGAUGCAGCAGCGAUUGCAAUCACCUUGGAAUUGGCCGGCAAGUCUAAUGUGCCUCUGGCCCUGCAGAUUGCUGAGAAAAUUAGGAAACCUAGAGCUACCAUCAUCCAGCAAUCAAGCCGAGUAGUACAUGACGAAUGGUACAACCAAGAUUGGGAUGCUGUGGCAAAAGAUCCAACCUCAAUGAAAAGCUCACGCCCAGGUUGGAUCCUGAACCACAAUUGCCAGGUCCAUACCUAUGAGGAAUACGAAAGGGCGCUUCAUGCAAUCCAGACCGGGCAAGAGUAUAUUCCGCGCGAUCUGCCUAUGGAUGGCCAGUUGGGAAUCGCUGACAAAAUGACCACCUGGGAGAAAUACAAAGCCACGACAGAUGAUAAACCGUGCUUCCUGGAAAAAACCUGUCUCUGA